AUGUCUCCCAUUCGUGUCGGUCUCAUCGGUCUUUCCACUGGCUCCAAGAGCACUAGCUGGGCCAGCACAGCUCAUCUGCCAUACCUCCUCUCCGAACAGGGCAAGGCUCACUACGAGAUCAAGGCUUUGUGCAACUCGUCCGUUGACAGCGCAAAGAAGUCUAUCGAGCACUACAAGCUCCCUGGAGAUGUCAAGGCCUAUGGCUCUCCCGACGAUCUGGCCAACGACAAGGACAUCGAUCUGGUUGUUUGCGUUGUCGGUGUCGAGGGACAUUACAAGCUCUUGAAGCCUUGUGUUGAGGCUGGCAAGAACUGCUACACUGAGUUGCCUCUAGCAUCCAACAUGGAUCAGAUUAGAGAAUUGGUCUCUUUGGCUGACAAGAAGGGCAUCAAGACCAUGUUCGGAUCUCAAGGCCAGGCUGCUCCUGUUGUCAAGCUCCUGCAGAAGGUCAUUGCCGACGGCAAGAUUGGCAAGGUUNUCACCUGCUUGCUCGAGGUCUUUGGCGAGCUUGAGUCCUUCGACACUAUCAUGGGUAUCGAGCGUCCCAAGGUCGAUCUCAUUGAUCUUGAGAACCAAGGCAAGGUCGUCGACACAAUCACCAAAGACACACCAGACAACAUUGCCAUGCAAGGACGCUUCAAGUCCGGUACUCUCCUGAACUACGAUCUCCGCUCCGCUGCUCCCUUCCCUGGUGAGCCUGGCGUGAGAUGGACCAUCAACGGAGAGAAGGGCGAGAUUCUCGUUACCAGCCCAUCUGCCAUGUUCGACAUUAAUCACGACGGCGUCAAGAUCCAGCUCCAUGAGACAGGCAAGGACAAUGCAGAGACCAUUGAGUUGCCCUCUGACAACUUGUCCGACCUCAAGCAUCCUUCGCAAAACGUCGGCAGACUGUACGAGGCCUACGCCAUGGGAGACACCAAGUCUUACUGCGACUGGAAGUUGGCACUCAGACGUCAUGAGUUGAUCGAGGAGAUGUUCCAGAGAGGCGAUGGAAGCAAGCCUUUCGGAGAGAAGGCUGCAUACCUCUCAAAGGAGAGCUCAUCGAGCGGCAAAUCUACUGGCUCAAUCCAGGGCAGCAAUGCUGAGGUCGAUGCCGAUGCUCAAGGCACCAUCAUCGCUGAUAGAGAGGUCAAGCCUCGCGAGAUCACACGCGAGGCUGGUUCUGGAAGUGCCCAGACCACAGUCCAGUCUCUGGAAGCAGAGGGCUUCGGUGCCUCUUCCGGACCUAACGAUCUGAGCAAGAAUGCAGGCAACCGCGAUCUUGCCUCGUAA
Aureobasidium uvarum is the source of this 1272-nucleotide messenger RNA. Lineage: Eukaryota; Fungi; Ascomycota; Dothideomycetes; Dothideales; Saccotheciaceae. The record is from the annotation of a GenBank genome assembly.